AUGAAAACUACCACACAUGGCCAGACUACCACACAUGGCCAGACAACCACACAUGACCAGACUACCACACAUGGCCAGACUACCACACAUGGGCAGACAACCACACAUGGCCAGACUACCACACAUGGGCAGACUACCACACAUGGCCAGACUACCACACAUGGCAAGACUACCACACAUGGGCAGACUACCACACAUGGCCAGACUACCACACAUGGCCAGACUACCACACAUGGCCAGACUACCACACAUGGCCAGACUACCACACAUGGCCAGACUACCACACAUGGCCAGACUACCACACAUGGCCAGACUACCACACAUGGCCAGACUACCACACAUGGCCAGACUACCACACAUGGCCAGACUACCACACAUGGCCAGACUACCACACAUGGCCAGACUACCACACAUGGCCAGACUACCACACAUGGCCAGACUACCACACAUGGCCAGACUACCACACAUGGCCAGACUACCACACAUGGCCAGACUACCACACAUGGCCAGACUACCACACAUGGCCAGACUACCACACAUGGCCAGACUACCACACAUGGCCAGACUACCACACAUGGCCAGACUACCACACAUGGCCAGACUACCACACAUGGGCAGACAACUACACAUGGCCAGACUACCACACAUGGCCAGACUACCACAUAUGCAUUCUAAUUGUAUAUGAUCUGUUGUAGUAAGCGAUGUUAUUUUAUAUGCACUAUUUCUGGCACCUCAAGAUUGUCCUGAGUUUGACAUCAUUCAUGAAUAUGCACCUAAAACAUCCCCACUAGGCCUACUCUCUUAACAGUUUUGUGCGGCUGUUGUCGAGUGUUGUGUUGGGACAUUCAGGAGGGGGUGUGGUUUUCAACAUGGAUUCUUAUUAAAUGUUCAAAAAUGCAUGUUUAUUGAUUACAGUUAAAAAGUCCCUAUCAGAGGAAACGUUGCUAAAUUACUGUGACAGCAGUUUGAUCUGCUUCAGUAGUACAGUAUGAUCUGCUUCAGUAGUACAGUACGAUCUGCUUCAGUACUAGUAGUACAGUACGAUCUGCUUCAGUAGUACAGUAUGAUCUGCUUCAGUAGUGCAGUAUGAUCUGCCUCAGUAGUAGAGUAUGAUCUGCUUCAGUAGUGCAGUAUGAUCUGCCUCAGUAGUACAGUAUGAUCUGCUUCAGUAGUGCAGUACGAUCUGCUUCAGUAGUACAGUACGAUGUGCUUCAGUAGUACAGUACGAUCUGCUUCAGUAGUGCAGUACGACCUGCUUCAGUAGUGCAGUACGAUCUGCUUCAGUAGUGCAGUAUGAUCUGCCUCAGUAGUACAGUAUGAUCUGCUUCAGUAGUGAAGUAUGAUCUGCCUCAGUAGUACAGUAUGAUCUGCUUCAGUAGUGAAGUAUGAUCUGCCUCAGUAGUACAGUAUGAUCUGCUUCAGUAGUGAAGUAUGAUCUGCCUCAGUAGUACAGUAUGAUCUGCUUCAGUAGUACAGUACGAUCUACUUCAGUAGUACAGUAUGAUCUGCUUCAGUAGUACAGUAAGAUCUGCUUCAGUAGUACAGUACGAUCUGCUUCCGUACUAGUAGUACAG
Messenger RNA from Mizuhopecten yessoensis (Yesso scallop), 1574 nucleotides. Its product is annotated as filaggrin-2-like. The record is from RefSeq and is a predicted model, not a curated record. Bases 1 to 675 code for a protein of 224 amino acids. The transcript has 3 exons. Lineage: Eukaryota; Metazoa; Mollusca; Bivalvia; Pectinida; Pectinidae.